Molecule: messenger RNA, 1742 nt
Organism: Kockovaella imperatae
Lineage: Eukaryota; Fungi; Basidiomycota; Tremellomycetes; Tremellales; Cuniculitremaceae
Product: putative ceramide synthase component
Exons: 17
Coding region: 156-1394 (412 amino acids)
Biological process (GO): ceramide biosynthetic process
Cellular component (GO): membrane
Molecular function (GO): sphingosine N-acyltransferase activity
Source: RefSeq, a predicted model, not a curated record
GGGGUUUCCAGGACGGUUAUUCAAAUGAUGUUUUGUUCACUCAGAUCUCAUCCAUCCUUGCUGCUUGACCCUCAGCUGGCGGGCGUAUUUAUAGAGGACGAGUGGAGACUUGGGGACUGAUUCUCCUUCUUAUUCAAGCCUCGGUCUUUUUCAGCAUGGCCACUAGACCGGAUAAUAGGCGGCGAAGCUCGAGUAUCACUCAAGCAUUGAGACGAGUUCCAUUGAACCAGCAAGGAGACAAACCCCUCACACCGACCAAUGAAGAAGUCAAGCCUCUUCCAGCGGGAAAACCCCGUCGAAAGGCAGGGUCUUCGUCCUUCAGUUAUGCCUCGAAAGGAUUCUGGAACGAUAUCAAGACUGGCAGAUGGAUGCUUGUACCGGCCUCCUCGUUCAAAAUCCUUGCAGCCGAAUUUGCACUAUGGGCAGCUAUCGAAGUCAUGUUGACUCGAUUGGACACAACCUCAAAGACACCUUUCAACCCUUUGUCAUUCAUCCGUUCACAUCCUUCUGGACACCAUUGGAACCCAUUCUCGUACUUGAACUUGGAUGCUCAACACACAUACCCCAACCCCAUGUCAUACUUCCUCUUCCCGCAAGGACUCUUGCCAAACGGAAUGGCUAGAAAAUCAUGGGCAGACUUUGUCUUCGUGGCUCAGCACAUCAUCACUUGGUCUUUCGUCCGUCAAUUCUGGUGUGUCCUCAUCUUGCCAGUCAUUGCAAAGGCAUUGCGGGUCAAGCGGUCAAAGAUCAUGCGAUUCACAGAGCAGGGAUACGCUAUCGUAUAUUUCGGCAUCAUGGGAACCAUAGGAGUAUACGUCAUGAAGGGUCUUCCGACGUAUUGGUACCAGACUGAACAUUUUUGGCUCGAAUACCCACACAAAUCAAUGACCUAUGAGUUAAAGGCGUACUACCUGCUGCAGGCCGCUUACUGGGUCCAACAACUGCUCUUGCUGGUGGCCCGUAUCGAAAAGCCCCGAAAGGACUUCAAAGAGCUCGUUGCACAUCACAUUGUCACACUAUGGCUCAUCGGCUGGUCUUACACUAUCUACCUAACGCAUAUCGGUAACGCCAUUUAUGUCACUAUGGACGUCAGCGAUAUUUUCUUAGCGCUUGCGAAGUGUACAAACUAUGUCAACGAGACCGCGUCUAUACCGGUAUUUGCAUUCUUCGUCUUGGUUUGGACGUAUUUCCGACACUACCUCAACAUCAAAAUACUCUGGUCGGUAUACAGUCAAUUCCAUCUCAUCCCUGCAAGCGAGAGACAGGUGUUUGAUCCUCUCAACGACAAAUGGAUGCCUCCCUGGAUGAAAUGGCAAAUCUUCACGCCUAUUCUUCUGCUCCAAUUCAUCAAUCUAUUCUGGUACUUCCUCAUCCUGCGUAUCCUCGCCCGGUGAGCACUGACGCAUGACACGCAGUGCCGUCUUUUCCGACACGGUCAAGGAUGAGCGAUCCGACGAUGAAGAUGACGAGAUUGAGGAGCCUUCGUCAAAGUCUGUCAAGAGACAGAAGGCCGAGUGAGGCGAGUGGCGGUGUGACAAGGGAAGGUCGGGAAGGGGGGGGGACCUGUCUGGUUGGUGCACACGUCUAGCACAGAAGUAGAGAUGGUGUUUCGUUAAUUUCCCGGCCUGGAUAUUCGCUAUUGCUUAGCUCCAGGUCCAUCCUCUAAUAAUAGUCUACUCGACUAUCUCCUCUCCCACUUCAUAUGCAUGACACCCUUAGGGGCUCCUAUUCCGAUGCUGCAG